AUGCCUGCCGCAAAGCCUGAAGAAAAGGGCGAGUCCUCCAAUGCCACGUCAAAGGCAGUCCUUGCGGCAUCUUCCAAUGGAUCGCCCAACUAUGAGCUGCCAUGGGUGGAAAAGUACCGUCCGGUGUUCUUGGACGAUGUCGUCGGCAACACGGAGACUAUUGAGCGAUUGAAGAUUAUAGCAAAAGAAGGAAACAUGCCUCAUGUCAUCAUUUCGGGCAUGCCUGGUAUCGGAAAGACAACCAGCGUUCUCUGCCUUGCCCGCCAGCUACUGGGGGAAUCGUACAAAGAGGCUGUCCUGGAACUCAAUGCCAGUGAUGAACGAGGUAUUGACGUUGUUCGAAACAGAAUAAAAGGGUUUGCGCAAAAGAAGGUCACACUACCUGCUGGCAGACAUAAGCUAGUUAUCCUCGACGAAGCCGAUAGCAUGACCUCCGGUGCCCAGCAGGCUCUUCGAAGAACCAUGGAAAUCUACUCCAACACCACCAGAUUUGCAUUCGCUUGCAACCAGUCAAAUAAGAUCAUCGAACCGCUACAGUCACGAUGCGCAAUCCUUCGAUAUGCCAAGUUGACCGACGAACAAGUCGUCAAGCGAUUGAUGCAGAUCAUCGAGGCGGAAAAGGUCGAAUACAGCGAUGACGGCUUGGCUGCCUUGGUAUUUAGCGCAGAGGGAGAUAUGCGACAGGCGAUCAAUAACUUGCAGUCGACGUGGGCUGGUUUCGGCUUCGUCUCAGGAGACAAUGUCUUCAAGGUGGUCGAUUCACCGCAUCCGAUCAAGGUGCAAGCCAUGUUGAAGGCUUGCUACGAGGGAAACGUCGACUCGGCUCUGGAUACCCUCCGAGAGCUGUGGGACUUGGGAUACUCGAGCCACGAUAUUAUCAGCACAAUGUUCAAAGUCACAAAGACAAUGCCGACGCUGAGCGAACACUCAAAGCUGGAGUUUAUCAAGGAGAUUGGCUUCACGCAUAUGAAGAUUCUAGAAGGCGUUCAGACAUUACUCCAGCUAUCAGGGUGUGUUGCCCGGCUAUGUAAACUGAACAUGGAUCCCAAAAGAUUUAAACUGGUGUCAAAAUAG
Messenger RNA from Trichoderma gamsii, 1074 nucleotides. Its product is annotated as replication factor C subunit 4. The transcript is spliced from 3 exons. NCBI's taxonomy places the organism in Eukaryota, Fungi, Ascomycota, Sordariomycetes, Hypocreales, Hypocreaceae. Gene Ontology annotation, cellular component: Elg1 RFC-like complex; DNA replication factor C complex; Ctf18 RFC-like complex. Gene Ontology annotation, molecular function: DNA clamp loader activity; DNA binding; ATP hydrolysis activity. The record is from RefSeq and is a predicted model, not a curated record. Gene Ontology annotation, biological process: DNA-templated DNA replication; DNA repair. Bases 1 to 1074 code for a protein of 357 amino acids.